This is a messenger RNA of Anneissia japonica, 4034 nucleotides long. RefSeq lists its product as uncharacterized. The record is from RefSeq and is a predicted model, not a curated record. The transcript has 2 exons. Bases 418 to 1155 code for a protein of 245 amino acids. NCBI's taxonomy places the organism in Eukaryota, Metazoa, Echinodermata, Crinoidea, Comatulida, Comatulidae.
UAGUGAGCCAAUUAUUAGGCAUAAUAACUAUUUUUCAGCUUGCGGAUUUCUAAUUGAAGAUCGGGUCUUAUGUACGUGUAUCCUCAGGUAGAUAUCUAAGUUAUGAGGUAAGCAUGUCCUUAUAACACUGCUAAGUAUUCGCCCUUAUUUUGUUUAAAAAGGUUACGUUUACCGACAGAGUUGUGCCAUUCAAUCGCCUUUGUGAUGAGCCCACAUAUUAUAUAUAGUCAAUGAGCAAGUCACUACGACAACAAACCCGAACUCAGCUUUUGUUAUUGAAAUUCCCUAAGAAAUAUAUAUUGAUAAAAAGAAGUCGAGCAUGACGUGACGAGAUGAAAUGGGAUUGAUGAUUGUUCGGGAACAAUUGUAAUGGUCGGGCGGUGCGAAUAAGUCUGGAUCCUUACCUCUAAAAGCAAGAUGAGGGACCCGAAAGAGCCUGGAGAUAACUAUAACAUGAAGGAGCAUGUUUAUCAUGAUUCCAACAUCGUUCAGGGUCUGCCAAACGAAGCCAAGGUUCAUGUGAAGGACUCGAAGCAAAAAAUUACAAACCAAUCAAAAAAUUCUAAAAAGAAGAGAGUGUAUGAUAAACCAGUGGAGCAAACAAAGUUAAAGGAAAAUCCAUAUGCAGAACCGCAUGCACAUCAAACAACAAGUGAAACGAGUGCAGAUACGGAAAGGAAACAGAAGAGUAAGGAUACAAGUGCCGCCCGCAGUGGCAACAGCUCCAGAGGUACUAGCGCCCCAAAGGCCUCGGUUUCUACAGGAGCACCAGACGAAAACAGUGCUCCAAAAAGAAGAGAGUUAAUAUCUGCUCCAGAAGGAAUCGAAAUAGAGUCUGUUCCUACAGAUAUUUCGUUUAUAGAAAAUGAAACAGAAGCAUCCCCAGGAAUUCAAUUGAUAAGUAAGAAAGAACUUGGAUCUAAAACCGAGUCUAAAAACAGUGCGUUGAUACGACAUAAAACAUGGAGGGACGAGGACAGUUUCGAUACCACAAGGAAAGCCGUUGCUAUUAAAUCUAGAAAACAGGAACCUGUUGAGACCACCACCAGUGAUGUCAAACAUUUCAGACGGAAUGCAUUGAUCAUUACCUUAUUCCUAGCCACGAUUCUAAUUAUUGUAGCAAUCGUUGUAGUCUGCUUGGUAGCUUUAACAUGAUGACACACUCAAUCCGAAUGCAUGCUGACGCUAGGUAUGCUGCACAUUAUCGACGGAUGAAGAGUACCCCCAUUUUAUUGAAAAUACAGUAUAUAUACGUUUGUAUUAGGCUCCAUGCCUACUGUAUACCUCUUUAUUUCAGCACAGCCGUUUUAGGUCAAUGCAGUUUUUAAAAAUUGUAUUCAACACUGGCGUAUCUAGUGGGAAGGGGGUCGCCCCCAGAAAUCACGCUCAACAGUAGUCUGAUUUUCCCCUCCCCUAUAAUCAACCACCCUCCCACCGUGACCUUUGCGCCCCAUCAUCCCCUUCCCCAUUUUAGAUACGUCACUGUAUUCAUAAUUAGGAGUAAAGUUGUCAAUUAGUGCAAAAAACACGAACACUCAUGGUUGAAUUGGUAUACUGUACAGGCUUCGAUAUAUUCAUCAGAGACGGAUCUUAGCGUACUUUAAUUAAUAUAGGCCUACAGUAUAUAAUGUUAUGUUUUUAAUAAUACAGUAUAUAAUUAAUUUCUAUUUAAAAAUGAUUAAACAUGGUUGAAUUCAAUUUAGCCAACGUCUAAAUGUAUAUAAUAAUGACAUAGCGAUAUAUUAGUGACUGUAUAUUUCUUAUUAAUUAGGCCGACAAUGGUUUCUUAGUUGGACAGAGCUUAAUAAGCCCAAGUAAAUACAAAACGUUAAUAGUAUUCGCAAACGUUGUGAAGUUCAAUUAUCAGAAAAUUAUUGUCAGAAAAGAAGGUCACGGUUGCAGCACUGUUUGGGCAGCGUUAUUUUGAGUUCCACAUUAGUAUUUGGUCAAAAUGGCCGCGUAACCAGGGAGUUGUUAUGUCACUAUAACAACUCCCUGGCGUAACCAAACGCACAUUACCAAUUAUUAAUAUAUAACAUGGUCUGAUUUAUGGCAUCGAAAAUGUGAUUUUUUUGCAAAUGAUAUAUACAAUUCCAAUGUUGACACAAUACAUUAUCUAAUGAAUAAGCCUACCGUUGCACACAUGAACGGGUUACAUCCAGUUGUUAAGGCAGGCAGUAAAUAGGUUGAGGUGAAUUAUUUUAUAUAUACCACAGAGAAAUGCUUUAUUUUCUCUGAUUAUACCAACCUCAUAGCAUAGCUAGUUACUUGAUUUUGUGUUAUAAGUUUGAAGGCGUGUCUGUAUAUUUCAGUGGCGGAUCGUUGAGUUUGUAAUAGUGGGGCUCAGGGAGAGACUAUCAUACAGUAGAUGGCAGUGGCUAGGCAGGGCUACAUCCCCUUUCCCCACCCGUCUGGGAGGCCUCCCCCCCCCCGGGGAGAAAAAACAUAAUUCGUCGGGGAAAAAAAAAAUUUAAAACAAUUAUAGGCCUAUGUAGGCCUAUUUUGUACAUAUUAAUAGACUCUAAAAUCGAUUAAAUAAGCCUUUGAAACCCCUAAAUUGUCAUAUUUUUUGGGGGGAUACGUCCCCUGGACCACUUUCGAAAGCGUUUUAAGCAACGCCCGACCACGCCCAUUUUUUUUCUCGUCGGGGACGUCAGCCCCCCCCCCCUCCCUGUCGGGGACCUUGGACUCCCAGGCGGGGAACUAGAUGGAGGGACUACACUACCUCAGUCCCAUCAUAUGGUUAGGCAAGAAAAUGUAUGAUUAGCACCUUAUUAGAUGGCCGGAAAGCACUCUUGGACUUCUUUUGAACAUAAUUUUCUUUCAUCUCCUUUCCUCUCGGCUGCCCACCCCCGUAAAUCCGCCACUGUAUUUAUUAGGUUAUCAAUUAAUAACCCAAAACUGAAGUGUUUCAUAAAACAAUCGAAAGGCCUAUAUGCAUUGCUUAACAAUUUGGUAUAAUUAUUUUUCAUCAAAUAAUGAUUGCUAGGUAUACAAUAACAAUAAUGAAUUAAAUGUAUAUAAACCUAUCACACACCGUGCCGGGGAUCUAUGUACGAGGUCUCUGUGCAGUGUAUAAUACAAAUCCUAUGCCUUUACAUUGCAAAUUAGAGGAUUGUUGUUUAUCAGUAUGCUGCAUUUUAAUUUAUAUACGUUCAGUAUAUAAAACAGAAAGAGUCCUACAUAAUGUGCCUAACCGUAAAUGCUAGUUUUAUCUAACGGCAUCCAUCGUGGAUUUAGGCUUAGUUGCCUGAGAAACAAUAUAGCAUCUAGAAAAUAAAUGUAUUUGUAGGUCUAGAUCAGGUCGGAUGCAAAUUUUGUAUUAUUACUGUAUUUCGUGUACUGUACUUAAAUUCUGGUUUCACCUGUUGAAAUUUUGCUAACAAUAUUCAUUCAAUAAUGUCAGCUAUAUAUUGUCUGUCAUAAUAUAUAAAAACCUUUUUAACAUUUUAAUAAUCUCAUUCAAAAGCAUUAUCAACUGCAAAUAUAAGACACAGGUCAAAACAAUGCAGUUUUCGUUGAUAAAGGGCCUACAUAAGUGUUAUUACAAAAAUCCUUACAUUGAUUAUUAGACAAUUUAAGGUUUUGCAAACAUGUAACAAGGACAGACAUACUUAUACUUUUUGACUUGUAUGUAGAUGCCCGCCGUCCGCUAAUGGACUAUUCUGGAGGGUCGUCAAAACACUGAACUUAGUCAAGAAUACAUACUUGUUCCAUAAACGUAGGCCUUAGCCGUGUUUAUACGUAGGUUUACACUGUCGUUUUUUGGAACCAUAGUAAUGCUAUAUCAGGGGCGUGGGGCUUAGCGGAAAUGUCAGUUGCCAAGAGAAAUGUUUUCUCAAUUCUAAUGGCCAGUUUAUAGCUAAUAACUUUAUAUUCAAAUAUACAAAGUUAGCUUUUCAAAUAAUAUAUUUUCAAUAUUUUCAAUUGGUUUAGUUCAUCAUAAACAGUUUAUUUUGAAGGUUUCAAUUGUAAUAUAGUAAAAAGAUUGUUUAUACAUUUUAUACAGUAAUAUUAAAGCAAUAUAUUAUAAA